Vidua macroura (Pin-tailed whydah) is the source of this 6700-nucleotide messenger RNA. RefSeq names its product hydrocephalus-inducing protein-like. Lineage: Eukaryota; Metazoa; Chordata; Aves; Passeriformes; Viduidae. Gene Ontology annotation, biological process: axonemal central apparatus assembly; cilium movement. The record is from RefSeq and is a predicted model, not a curated record. The transcript is spliced from 41 exons. Gene Ontology annotation, cellular component: axoneme. The coding region runs from base 311 to 6700 and encodes 2129 amino acids.
GCGGCACCGGCCUCGCACGGCGGCGCCGCGGGAGCCGCCGCAGCCCCGCCAUGGCCAAGGAGGGAGCGCAGCGAGCCGAGGAGACGGAGCAGAUGAUCGACAAGGAGGGCGGCAGGGAGGCGGCCGAGGGCGGCGCGGGCGGCAGCCUGCGCGCCGGGGACGCCAAGGAGAUGCGAGCCGUGGUGCUCUCCGCCUUCGGGGGGCUCAACAAGCUCCGCGUGUCCAAGAAAGCCAUGCCGGAGCCGCAGGAGGGCGAGCUGAAGAUCCGCGUCAAAGCCUGCUGAUUCCCUCUAAGUUCCAGAUUCUCAACAUGAAGAAGGAGGAUACUCCCCACGGCACUGUGGGGAGUAUUCUGCCCAGAAUUAGCCCAUUUCUAGACAUGAGCGAGACUCGCCCAAAGCUGCCACCAGUUGCCCUGAAACAGAGCUUGUUUCGGGUUUCCCCACCAGAGAUGGUAUUUCAGAACUUCGUCGCCCAUGAGGUCUCUGAAAUGGCACUGUCCUUCAUGAAUAAGGACAAGAUUUCUGGGAUGGUGAAGGUCUGCAUGGAGAGCUCACCUUAUUUCGAGCUGGCGUGCCCCAGUGAUGUGUACCACAUCGUGCCACCGGGCGCGUCUGCCCGUGUGCGCAUCCGCUUUACCCCUGAUGAGAUCAAGGAUUAUUCCCACGAGCUCGUCUGCAUGACUGCAAAGGAAAGGAUAGUUGUGCCAAUUCGGGCCAUUGGUGCCAAAGCUAUCCUGGAAUUCCCUGACCACCUGGACUUCCUGAAGUGUCCAGUCAAGUACAGCACCCAGAAGACUCUGCUGGUUCGCAACACUGGUAACCUGGAAGCUCAUUACCAGCUGAGCACCCAGAGUCCUUUCUUCGUGGUUCCAGCCACGGGAACUCUGGGCGCUGGUGACAGCAUGCAGGUGACAGUGGGAUUUCACCCGCUGACGAAUGGUGACCAUUUCGGGUCCCUGGUAGCGUGCUGCAACACAGGUGAAGAAAGGAUCCACACAAAGCUCCAUGGAGAAGCUGUAGAUCUCAACCUUGGGUUGAGCACAAGUUCCGUGGAGGUUGAGAAGACUUUCAUCACCAUGUCAAACCACACAACCGUGUUCAUCGAAAACAGGAGUAACAUCACAGCCCACUUCCAGUGGAAGACUUUUCUUGAUGAGGAAGACGAGAAUGAAGUGAAGAGGAGGCAGUGUAAUUCGCUGCGCGUGCCAAGUGAGGUGUGGGUGGAAACUUCCAUGGAGGAGGAAAAAAUACGGAAGGUGAAGGGCUUUUGUAAAGAUCGCAUUGGCAUCCUGAAGAGCGUGGUCGAGGAGGAGGUGGCAAAGGUGCAACAAGACCCCAUGCUGUUCUCCGAUGAAGUUUUUUUCAUUGAGCCAUUGGAGGGAGAAAUUGGGCCGCAUUGUUCGGCCGAAAUCAAGGUGACCUUCAAACCCCUAGAGGCACUGAAGUACCAAAGUAUGGCUUACUGCAAUAUCUCAGGCCGUGAGAGCAGGAUGACCCUUCGCCUCAAAGGGGAAGGCCAAGGACCUUUGCUUGAAUUCAGCUGUCCUUCACUGAAUCUUGGGAAAAUUCUUGUUGACACCCUCCACGUCUAUGAGGUGAAGCUGAUUAACCAAGGAGCUAUUGAUGCUCCCUUCACCUAUAUCCCUUCAACCAGGAAGGGAUUCUGCUUCAAGUUUGCACCUGAGGAGGGCAUCAUUGCACCAGGUGGGAUCCAGACUAUUCAGAUCUCCUUCAAUGCCACCGUGUUGGGGAUGUUUGAGGAAGAAUUCCAGUUCAGUGUGGCUGGAUCUCCUACGCCUGCCAUCCUGACCAUCAGGGGGUGUGUCGCUGGACCGACUUUACACUUCAAUGUCGAUGAGCUCAGCUUCGGGGACAUCUCCUUUGGCUUUCCCUACACCAAGAGCUUUCGCCUGACUAACACCUGCCCGGUGCCCGUGACGUUCAAGCUCCGCAUGUUGGACGAUGACACGCAGCCUGCUGUGAAUAGCUGUGAUCAAAUACACAGCGACAGUGACCCAUCCGGGACGGAGGGAAUUCAUUUUUUCCCGGAGCCAAGAGAGUUUACAAUGAAUCCCAUGCAAGGGACCAUCCUCCCCCAGGGACACCGGGAUAUCAAGGUGACCAUGUGUUCCAAAACCGUGAUGGAAUUCUGCCGGAAAAUGCUGGUGGACCUGGAGGGUAUUGGCGAGGGAGUGGCAUCCCUGACCAUCACAGCCAGGUGUCUCGUUCCUGAGCUGUACGUGUACCCUCAAAUCCUGCUGUAUGGUAAAUGCCAGCUGAAGGAGCCAUAUGAGAGGAAGUUCAUCAUUGGGAAUCCCACUGACCUUCCUGGCUGCUACAGGCUUAUUCCCCAGAAAUGCGAGGAGGACUCUCCUGUGCUCUACUCCAGCCCCAAACCCUAUGGGAUUGUCCAGCCUCGCAGCACUGUAGAGAUUCCAGUUAUAGUCAAAGUCCAAACACUGGGCGAGCAUCGCACCAACGUUCUUGUCGGCGUGUUCGGGGAUGAGAGAAACCCACGGAGAAUAGAACUACAGAGCUCUGGAUGCCUGGCAAAAAUCCGCCUAAGUGAUCGCAAGAUAGACUUUGGCGAGGUCCCAUUAUUACAGCCUACUUCACGAAGCCUUACCCUCUUGAACAAUGGUCUCGUCCCUGUAGACUUCAGGCUAGAGAUCGAUCCCACACCCCACUGCUUUGCCGUUGAGCCCAGAGAAGGAGUGAUCCCUGCUAGGGGCAAGGUUCCUGUGACUGUCACAGCAGCCCCGAAUGACACUCGGCUGUUUGCUGGCAAUGUCCAGCUGUUCAUUGGGAACAGCCUUUGGACCUCCUGUGUGCUGGAGGUUUUGGGCACUGGCACCACAAUUGUCAUAACCAAGCCAUUAACCCCAGAGCUCAACUUGGGGACCCAUUCAGCGAAAUGCUACAGCCCACCUAAGGGGAAGGACCAGAGUGUCUCAGCCCUCAGCAGCCCCAAAGAUGCUUCCCAGAGCCCCAAACGUGCCGCCCCCGUGUUUGAGGUGGAGCUACCGACGGGGACACUGCAGCCAGGCGAGUCUGUGGACAUGGUGCUGCGAGGCUUCUCCCACAUCUCGCAGGAGGUGCAGGAUUAUGUGUUCUGUGAAGCUGCCAUUGGGAUAACCAGCCACAAAGAGAAGAUAAUAGAAAUAAUCAUUACCUGCAAGUUCAUUCACCCCUCUAUAGAAGCAUCAGCCAGUCAAUUCUCUUUCCGGGUGGAGAAGAAACCCAGUGAUGUCCUGACGCUGCAGUACCAGCCUUUGGCUUUAAAAAACACCUGCCUGCUGCCACUGGACCUUAUGCUGGACUUGGAGCAGCCAUUCCUGGUCUGUGAUGAGGACCAGAAGCCCCUCCCAGGCGGCCAGUUUGUGUCCUUGCAGCCUGUGACAGUGGGUGUAGGGGAGACCUGUCAUCUCUACAUCGCAUUUGACCCAGCUUAUAAACUGGAUUUUAAGAGCUGGAAAAUAGAGAAGGUUCUGAAGAUAGACAUGGUCAGGGGCCAUCCUUUUGUGGAGCGUAUCACCCUUCGGGGAGAAGUCCACUUCCCAAGUCUCCGAAUCCAGCCCGGCACCCUGGAGAUUGGCUGCAUCGUGGCUGGCACUGAAGAAGUGCGUUCUCUGAAGAUCACCAACCGCAGCCCACUUCCCGUCGAGUACCACUGGUCAUUCCAUUCGGACAGCCAGGUGAACAAGUUGAGAUAUGAGCCUUACCCACCUAAAUUCAAACCCCAACCACCAAAGGGGAAGAGAACCUAUUUGGGUUGCCUGUCAUCUCAAUGGAGACAGUUCAAGAUUGGAAGGGAGGAGGCAGCCAGAGCCCUGAAAGAAUUGCAGGAUUUUAACCAAUCUUUAGGAACAGAGGUGCAAAUACAACUGCCUGAACCCCCUCGCUUCCCACGAGAGUUGGUGGGAUUCAGGCACUCCGUGGACAUGCCACACACUCCCCUCGAAGUGGAGAAGGCUUUCAGUAUCGUGCCAGUGUCAGGUGUGCUGCAGCCGGGAGAGAGCCAGCAGGUCUCCUUCACCUUCUUUGGCCACCUCAACACCAUCUGCAAUGUCACGGCGCUGUGCCACGUGGAGGGAGGCCCCACCUACGAGGUGGUGGUGACCGGAGAGGCCUCACGUGUCAGCUACUCCCUGAGCUCCCGGGAGAUCGACUGUGGCUCUCAGAUGUUUAAUGAAAUUCAUCACCGCACAGUCACCCUGGCAAACACUGGCAAGCCUGAAUUCAACUGGGUGCUAAAGCCUAGCACUGCCGACCAGCGUCUGCCUGGCGUGUUUCUGGUCAAGCCCACCACUGGCUCCAUUGCACAUGGCGAGAAGCAAGUGCUGAAAUUCUCUUACAUGCCGGGAUUACCAGGAGCCUUCAGCAGGACUUACCAGCUUAAAGUGGGUGACCUGGACCCAGAAAAUAUCUGCCUGAAAGGAGAAGCGUCCUUUCCCAUGAUCAGGGUGAACCUGCCCUGGAACAUCAAAGGAAAUGAAAAAGAUGAGAUCACUAAGAGUCAGACCUCGAAGACUCGGGAUCCGAAGACUCAGGGCCUGAAGCCCCACAUCCCUCGUUCUGGCAUUGUAUCAAACACUCAGCUGCAGAUAGAGAUGAUGAGGAUGCUGAUAAAGAAGCCUUCUCUGGAGCUGCAGAAAAAGCUCCCAUCCCAUGCCCUGAAGAGCAGGUUCCCUGAGAAGGAGCUGUGCCAGCGUCUUGUCAAAGUUAACCUGCUCGAGUAUGUCCUGGACAUGGGCCCUGUCCUGAAGGGUUACACUGAGACACACACUCUGAAGAUCACCAACCCUGGGCAGAUCUAUGUGUCCUUCCAGGUCAAUGUGUCUGUCCUGCGGGACACAGGUUUCAGUGUGGACCUGAACAAGAUGGAGGACCUGCCCCCCAACCACACCGUGGCGUUUGAAGUGCGCUUUGAAAGUGCCCACCAGCCACAGGGUGACGUGGAUGUGCUGCUGCCCAUAAAGGUGACAAAAGGCCCCACGUAUAACAUCCGCCUCCGUGCCACUGUGUCUGAAAUGUCGCUCGACCUCUCCAAGAAGAGACUGCACUUCUCUGACAUCCUUGUUGGGCAGUGCCAGGUCGAGACCAUCCGACUCUACAACUGGUUCCGAGUAGCCUGCAAAUGGUCCAUCGAGCGUGUUCCGAAGAACAAUCACCUCAAAUACAUGACAGUACGUCAGAAGCGGCAGGCGCUGGAGGAUGAGCCCUGUCCCUUUGAAGUGACGCCCUCCAAAGGAACCCUUGGUGCAGGAAAGUGGCAGAACUUGCAAAUCCAGUUUACACCCGAGGCGGAGAGCUCUUACAGGAAUGAGCUGGAGCUUAACAUUUGUGGGAGCAGCAGUCACUUAAAGCUGCACCUCUCAGGAGAAGGUCUGGAGCCACGGUUGGAGUUCAGCCCCCCAGCACUAAAGAUGGGAUGGAUGCUGGUGGACAGUGAUGGGCUGGAGGCCACAGUGGUGGUGAAGAACCCAUGCAACUUCCCCAUUGAGUUUUACUCCCUGGAUUUUGAUGAGCAGUACCUUGAGGAGGAGAAGAUCCUGCGGAUGGCAGUGGGGUCCGAGUAUCAAAAGUGGUUUUUUAUGCCUCCACGUGCCGUGGGUGAGACGCUGCCCCCAGAGGUGCUGGAGGACCAUGAAGCACAGAGGAGGCCGAAGGCUCAACAGGCAGAGCUGAAGGCCAUGGCAGAGGCCAAGGCCAGGGCUGAGGCUGAGGCCAAGGCCAAGGGCAAGGCAGCACCAGCACAUCGCAGGACUCUCACAUUCUGUCCUGAGUCCAUGCUGAAAGUGACUGGCAGUCCCAUCUCUCGGGCUGUCAUGCGCCACCUGGGCAUUGACCCGUCUUCAGAGAGGCGUGAAGCGCAGCAGCACAGAGGGAUUGUUGUCAUCCUCCAUGGGCCACCCCGGACAGGAAAGACAGAGAUAGCAGCAGGCCUGUGUCAGUAUUAUGAUGCUGCUUACGUGUCCAUUGACACCGUGGUGAAAGAGGCCAUGGCCAACGAUGGGAGCCCAGCAGGGCUCUGUGCCCGGGAGCUCUGCACCAAGGCUGCCAUGGAGACAAAAGACAAAGACAAAGGUGAAAAGUCUCUGACCAAGAAUAAAGAAGCCUCUGGGGAAAAAAUCAACAAGAAGGAUGCCAAAGGCAAGACCCCUUCAGCACAAAAGAAGAAGGAGCCAGGCAGCAAACUCGACAAAAAGGACACCAAGUUCACAGUUUCCACUGCUCCUGCGCCGCAGCAGCUGAACAUCAGCAGCAGUCAUGGGGAAGAGCUGAACUGCUUGAGCUGUGUGCUGCCCGAGGACCUGCUGGUGGACAUCCUCAGUGAGAGGCUGAAGUGUAAAGACUGCUACAAGGGAGUGGCCUUUGAUGGCUUGGAAAGCCUCUUUGCAAGCAGCCUGGAAUCUUCUCUUCUCUGUGUACUCAAAGCUGUCAAAAAUCGUCGUCAUAUCUUCAUAUUGAACCUGCAUCAGGAUUAUGCUGUUUGGAAAGCCAGGGUUGAAGCUGAAAGAGAGAGGAAGGAAGCUGAAAGAGAGAAGAAAGAACUGCAGUGGGAAAAAGCUAUUGAGAGGAAGAGAAAACUUUUAUUGCAAAUGACUGAGGAUGAGUAUGACGCCCUCCCUGAGGAGAAGAAAGCAGAAGUGGAUAAAAUAUUCCUGGAAUGGGUGCGCAUACAGAGGAAGAGGUGA